CGGCCUUGCUCAUAUAUCUUUCAGCAAACAUGCCUCGACCCAUGGCUCAUCGACGUCUCCGGUCGCUGUCCGGUCUGCCAGCGUCCUGUUGAGAUACCAGAACCACCGCCAAAGAAGGAAAGGAGGCGAGGGAGGCGAUAGGUGUGAGGCAUCCUCAUCAUGACCUAUUGUCACCCAAAACCUUCUCCCCCGCCCUUUGGCGCUCGAUCAUAUGCACGGCCUCGUCAUCGAUGGCUUGUCCUCAUUCUGUAUUACCACCCCGCUCACUUCGCUAGAUCUCCGGGUCUGUUCGGUGCUUGUUUAUCGUGUUGCUUUCGUCGUUGUUUUCAGAGAGCCAGAAUAUCCUCGAUUGCUCUAUUUCUCCUUCCAUCUCCGUCCACUCACUUCGCCGCAGGGAUGUACGCCUACAUAUCUUGGCUCGAUAUAAGUACGAUAUGGUGUAUUAGUAUAGCUCUAUCUAUGUAUGAAAGUCUGUGAUAAGUCCGAUGAUUACUUGUUUGCUCGUCCGGUGCACUCUCGUAC
This is a messenger RNA of Schizophyllum commune H4-8, 522 nucleotides long. RefSeq lists its product as uncharacterized. The record is from RefSeq and is a predicted model, not a curated record. The transcript has a single exon. Lineage: Eukaryota; Fungi; Basidiomycota; Agaricomycetes; Agaricales; Schizophyllaceae. The coding region runs from base 160 to 477 and encodes 105 amino acids.